GGGGAAACGAGUCACGGUCACCUGCAAAAUAAAUCUCUGUAGAUCCCGAGCAAGGAAGCCGAUCCGAAGGCAGGAGCGUUAGCAGCCCCCAGCGCUGGGCGCCCUGACCCCACCUUCUGCCUAGGAACCGGUCCCACCCGUUCCUCGCCACCCUUAGCCUCGCAGCUGCCUUCUCCCAACUGCCUCCCCUCCCUCCUGGUGUGCACCCUGGCCAUUGCCACCUGCGGACCGACCCGUCCAAGUGGCGCGGAGCCACUGCGGGGGAGCGGGAUGAAGGUCGCUUCGCUCGACGGUCGCCAGCUCAGGAAGCUGCUGCGCCAGGAGACGGCCCGCUGUGUUGUGCUGGACUGCCGGCCCUACCUCGCCUUCUCCGCCUCCAGUGUGAGGGGUUCGCUCAACGUGAACCUCAACUCGGUGGUGAUUAGGCGGGCCCGGGGCGGCGCCGUGCCGCUGCGCUUCGUGGUGCCCGACGAGGCGGCCCGGGCGAGGCUGCUGCAGGAGGACGGGACCGGCGCGGCGACCGUGAUCGUCCUGGACCAGGGUACCCGUCACUGGCAGAAACUGCGGAAGGAGAGCACGGCGCACAUCGUUUUGGGGACGCUGCUGGCCAGCCUCCCAGCCGGCCCCAGGAUCUGCUUUCUCAAAGGAGGGUAUGAGACAUUUUAUUCACAAUAUCCUGAGUGUUGCGUGGAUGUAAAGCCCAUUUCGCAAGACAAAACCGAAACAGAGAGAAACCUCAUCAGUCACUGUGAGAAACAGAACAUGAGCCGAAAACCUGCUUAUGAUCAGGGUGGGCCAGUUGAAAUUCUACCAUUCCUCUACCUUGGCAGUGCUUACCAUGCUUCGAAGUGUGAGUUCCUUGCCAAUCUCCACAUCACUGCCCUACUCAAUGUUUCCAGGAAAAGUUCCGAUUCCUGCACCUCUCAGUUCGACUACAAGUGGAUCCCAGUAGAAGACAAUCACACAGCAGACAUCAGCUCUCACUUUCAGGAAGCAAUAGACUUUAUUGACUAUGUCAAGCGAACUGGUGGCAAAAUCUUGGUUCACUGUGAGGCUGGAAUCUCUCGCUCUCCCACCAUCUGCAUGGCUUAUCUCAUGAAAACUAAGCGAUUCCGCCUGGAGGAGGCCUUUGAUUACAUUAAGCAAAGGAGGAGCAUGAUCUCACCCAACUUUGGCUUCAUGGGCCAGCUCCUGCAGUAUGAAUCAGAGAUACUAUCUUCCAUGCCCAACCCCCAGGUUGCCUCCUGCAAGAGGGAGGCAGCUGCAUCAUUCUUUGCGGAUGAAUUGACUCUGAGCCCAGGGUUUGAAGGCUCUUGCUACACGUUCCCUACCUCUGUGCUGACAACAGUGCCCAUCCACUCGCCGGUCCACCAGCUAAAGCUGAGCCCCAUCACUGCAUCUUCAACCUGCUGAAGGCAGGAAGAGGUAGAUGGAUGGGGGCCCUGAGAGCAACUGUGAUUUUUAAAACUCAAGACAUUUCAUAACUGUGCAAUACUGAUGACCUCAUUGAUGCCAUCCAAGCUCAAGUCAGGGCAGUGGGAGUAGUUCUGGGAAGCAGAAAUGCUUCUGCUCCAGAGCCAGGACUUUGGGGAAAGGUUCUCAUUGGAGUGUUACCAUGGGACGCCAAGCCAUUCAUGUGCUGUUAGGUGCGCCAACUACUGUGCUUCCAGGCCUAAAACUUCCUGGCUGCUGGAAGACUUCUUUCUCUUCUUCCUCCUUUUCCUCCUUAUAGAGGACUGUUUCAGUCCUUACACCUCAUGGUCUGCCUUCUCAUUCCUAAGUGUAGGCAAUAAAUACCUGCAGCAGCCAAGGGGAGAAGACCUUUUAAAAAGCCAAUUUACUCUGAAGGAAGCACAAUUUCUCGCCUUGAGUUUCUUAGGUAGUAGUGCCAGAACUUUGGCUGGAUUUGGCCAACCUGCUUUAUUUUUCAUUUUCAUUUUUCUUUUUAAAUAACUUUCCUGUGACAUCAGGGCAUAAGCUGAUCAUCAGCUGUAGUCAGGAAAAUAACCAUGCCAAAAUCUGUCCCAUUGGGAACAUUGUAUAUGGCUCUUGGGGAACCUUUCUCUGGAGCUUCCAAUUACUAAGAGUGUGGAGAUAGUCAUAUAGAUUCUUGUGGUAGAAUGGAGGUCAGUUUCACUGGGACAGGUGGCUGAGGUUUUUUUUUUUUCCUGGAUUUCCCACUGUUUAAAGUUAAUACUCCUAUGGGCCAGGUGGAUUCAUGGGUGAAACAGAGGGACCCAGUGGCCAAUUAAGAUGGAGCCUACUCCCCAGCAUGGCUCUUGCUGUACUUGAAUAUCUGUCUCCUGACAUACCCUGAAACAUAGAGACACUUCUACCAUUUGAAAACAGUAACUGCUGAAUUAUAGACCAAAAACAGCCAACCCCCGCAGCUCCUUUAAAAUGUAACAGAAAGAAAGAAAACAGUACCUUCUUGUGCUCUGUAGGUCAGUAGCAUUUGAAAAUUUGAUGUACUUAGUUUAGUUCGUCUGGUGUAUGUGCUUGCUUACCUGUUAGUGUAUGUUUGUGUGUUUAUUUGUGUAUAUCUGUCUGCUCAAAUGGAUUGUACUGUGUGUUUCUGUAACAUCGUUCCCAUCCCUGCCCUGAAGGUCGUCUUUAAGCUAUUGGCUUAAUGUCUUUCUUUUGUAGUUCUGCAGUGUCAUCCAAAAACAUGGUACUCGUCUGUCAGUUAUUCCUCCAGGGUAAGAGGCAAUAAUUUCCUGAAAUAUAUAACAUGAAUGUGAAGAAAGCUGAGAUAUUGUUGUACUGAGAUGUUGUUGGUUGCUUUUUUUAUAGUACAAAAUAAAAUGUUUUAAAAGACAAA
Trichosurus vulpecula (common brushtail) is the source of this 2821-nucleotide messenger RNA. RefSeq names its product dual specificity phosphatase 5 (gene DUSP5). Gene Ontology annotation, biological process: protein dephosphorylation; negative regulation of MAPK cascade; endoderm formation. Gene Ontology annotation, molecular function: protein tyrosine/threonine phosphatase activity; MAP kinase tyrosine/serine/threonine phosphatase activity. NCBI's taxonomy places the organism in Eukaryota, Metazoa, Chordata, Mammalia, Diprotodontia, Phalangeridae. Gene Ontology annotation, cellular component: nucleus; cytoplasm. The coding region runs from base 271 to 1413 and encodes 380 amino acids. The transcript has 4 exons. The record is from RefSeq and is a predicted model, not a curated record.